UAUAUAAGUAUUAUCAGUAACGGUGUCAGAAACCGGCCUCGAAGACAGCAGUCGAGCCAGCGCCGCCGGUGAAAGUUGCAGACGCAUACCUCACCGCAACUAACGAGAACGUUUGCAAUAGAACAUUUCGUGGUGCGCGAUUUUGCUUUGACAAGUCACAAACAAAUAAACAAAAGGUGCGUCAUUAUCACGUCUAUCGAAGCGCACUCGUGGCUGGUCGGUGGUCGGCUGAUAGUGUGGUGUUGAGCGCGGGCGCACGGGCGCUCGAGUCGCCUCAGUCGCGACCAUGUUGACUACGUGCAUCGUCGUAGCCGCGCUGGCGACGGUCGCCGCCGCCGAUCUCAUCGCGCUGGACCUCGAUGUCAACAAUACGCUGCCAGCUGAACAAAACGACACAUUACCUGCAGAACAAUUCUUCAUUGACAAGAUAUUCGAUAAAUAUGGAUAUAAAGGCGUCAUCACAUUUGAGGGCUUCGAGCAUUUGAUGGACAGCCUCGGCCUAGGAGGCAGGGUGUUCACCUCCCCCCACGACGUAGCUCUUCACCGCGUCAACGGAUCGUUCCGACAGCUGCAUGACCAACUACACCGGCAUAAAAGGUCACCGAAACCCACAGCUGAAACCUCACUACAAAAGUCAUGCCUGUCACCAAGGAAAAUGUUGGAAGUGUAUGGCAUAGAGAGCGAACCUGGAGUCAUAACCAUCAACCCAAAGACCUUUUUGGAGAUGUGCCCAGCGUUGGUGUAUCAGCUAGACCAGCGCACGUGCUUCAAGUCGGAGGUUCCACCGCCACAGAUUGAAAGACAUUGGACCUGGAUAUACGCAAGCUUGAGUAUCCUAGUAAUCAGUGCUACUGGCUUACUUGGAGUAGCGAUAGUACCGCUUCUUAAAUCGGUCGUAUUCAGCUAUGUACUCCAUUUCCUGGUUGCCAUUGCCGUAGGCACGCUAUGUGGAGAUGCCUUACUUCAUUUACUACCACACGCCCUCAAAAGCCACGGAUCAUCCUCUGAACCUCAAGAAGAAACCGAAGUCGUUCUCAAAUGCAGUGUCACCUUCUUAACCAUUUUAUUUUUCUACACUGUUGAAGCAGUUAUGCAAACCUUACAUGGAGGUCACAAACAUUCACACGAUCAUUCACAAGGAAUGACUGUAGAAGAAAUGAAAACUGAAUCAGCUAAACAGAUUGAACCCAUUGAAUUAGGUGCGAUGAUGCCCGGAGCACCGCCACCGCCCGUGGAUCGCCCAAUGACAUCUACGGCUCUCAUGGUCAUUGUGGGAGACGGGUUACAUAACCUUACUGAUGGUUUAGCGAUCGGAGCCGCGUUUAGUGGAGAUCCAGUGACAGGUUUCGCGACAGCCUUAGCAGUCUUCUGUCACGAAUUGCCCCACGAGCUUGGAGACUUCGCCGUGCUUCUACGCUCUGGCAUGAGCAUAAAACGUGCCUUAUAUUAUAAUUUAUUGUCAUCGGUGCUCAGUUUUAUGGGAAUGGCUGGCGGCAUUUGGCUAGCAGAAGACCACGAAUCUGCUUCACAAUGGAUUUACGCUGCUACAGCUGGUACUUUCUUUUAUAUAGCUCUUGCUGACUUAGUACCAGAAAUAAACGAAAACAAUCAUGGGAAAAGUUUAAAUUUGCUAUUAGCGGUGCUAGGCAUUCUUGCCGGAGGUGUAAUUAUGUUGCUUAUUGCUAUACAUGAAGACUCAAUACAGUACCUCUUUAAGAGCGCAGAACAAUGAACAUUGAGAUAUAAGUUGUAGUAUAAAUAGAUAGCUACUUGAUUAUUGUGAUAAAAACUCAUGGUUGUUGAAAAUGCAGGCUCGUGCCUGUGAUGCUUAGAUAUUAAGUUGUCUUGACUGUAUGUUGAUCGCUGGGAACUGACUGAUAGAUACAGGUAAAAAUUGAUAAUACGAUUAUUUCAAGUUCCAGUUAAUAAAUACAACUGACAAAAUUUAGAAUAUCCGCCUAUCCCCCAGCAAUCUGUUCUGCAAGUGCGUGUAUUAGUUUGAGAAAAAAGUUAUCCUUCAUGUUAUAAAUGCAUGACCGACCGAUUUAUUAUAAAACAUAGAAUUUGCAUUGUUUCUAAGAAUGUUUCGUACCUAAAUAGGUACCUGGUUUUGUUAUUAAUUUAAGUAGGUAACUAGUAAAAAGAAAUUAGGUUUUAUUCACAUUUGAUAAAGUCAAUGAUUCCUACCUCUAUUAGGUACGUUAAAAAUUGCUAUUUUAUUGUUAGGAUGGAUUAAAUAACUUAUGAUAUUCAAUCAUAAUGUUAAACUUUACAAACAUGAGAAUUCUAUUAUCGAAAUUUGAAUAAAAAUGAAAUUAAAAAUAUAUUGGUUUUCGUCUCCACUCUAGUGGAGAUCGGUAAGCCGGUAGGUAUAUAUUUUUCAAAGAUAUACUUAUAUGGUACGUAUAGGUAAGGACGUAAGUAACUAUAGUAGGUACAUAUUCGGUAUAUCUUUGAGAUCAAAUUAAAUAUGCCUACCAGAAAUUGUAUUAAGUACGAUAUGUAUAACCUACUAUUAUUAUUUAGAUAAAUAUUUUUAAUCGGCAGGAGUCGAAAACAACUUAAAUUCAAUUUUGGUACCGACAUGCUAAACAGGUGAUUUUUUCAUGAUUUAUCCAAGGAAACCUGUGAUGGAAACAAAUACACUGUAUAAAUUGUUCUACCUAAAAGGAAUCACACAAUUCACACGUAGUUUUUGUAUUGCAUAAUAUUAAAUGAAAAUAAUAACGUAAGUUGGUAUUUAAGUACGUAUAAGUAUAAUUUUAUUAAAUAUAAAUAUAUUAAAUGUUUUAAUUAUUAAAGUAUAUUAAUUUUAAUAUUCAUAAAAAAUCCAAAAUCAAUAUAUAUGCGCAUAAUGGGUAUUUGUAUAAAAUUUAAAUCCUAAUUAUUUCGGAUUUUUUUACGUAAUUAAUCAGCUUCGAAUGCAACUAAGAAAUGAAAAUAAGAAAAACAGUGUCCGACUCCAACCGGAUAUUCUAUUAUAGCGGUUCAACAGUACAAAUUUUACAUAACUAACAGAAAUUACGAUUAGGUAGCUACUCGUAAGAUCGUUGGUUUCAGCAAAAAUUCACGAUUUCAUAGUUUCUAUCGAACACAAUCAAAAUUUCGGGAAAAUUAGUAUUACAAUAAGAUUUUCAAUUAUUGAUUUUCUGUCAUUUAAAACACCAUGUUUGUAAGAGAGAUCUAAUCCUUACGAUCCUAGUGUGGAGCCGGCAUUAUGUUUUCGAACCCGGAAUCCCGCCGCGCCGCGCCGCGCCGGAACGUGUGCUACGCGCCGCUUUUUCCGAUCGGAAAAAUCUACAGAUAUUUCAUUUAUAAUAGUAAGUUUCUGUGGAAAAGACCUAAUUAGCUGUACGUCAUCCAAGAUGCAGCACUCGCCUACAUAUUAAUAUUACCUAUGAAUAUGUAGUCUAUAGCUUUCUCUGUCUAUAUUUCAGCUAAAACCAUGGAAUUAAUAGGUACUUACUUCUAAAUCCAAGGCUAAACCAAUGUUUGGUUGGUCGUUGUCCGACGUGUGACGAGAGUUAAUUUACAAAGCGCGCGGCAGCCAUUUAAUACUAAUAUUAAAGGGCACAGAGCCUAGGCUCUGUGUGGCUGGCACUGCGUUGCGUAAACGCGAUUUGAUUGUUUCUGGAGAAUUAUAAAUUCUGUGACUCAUCAUCAUCUUCUACAGCCCUCCGUGACCCACUGCUAGGGAUACACCUCCUUCCGUCACCGCCAACCACCGACCAUUUAACCUUUGGUCUGUGCCGCCAACAUCUCUAUCUUAGGCUAUCCCCAUCCAGUUGUUGCCAGCAAUUUAAAAUUCAGUGACUAAAGGUUGUUAAAAUAGUAACCAAACUAAUUACAAAAGUUCAGAAAAUCGCUGUUGAAUUUAUAAAUUCCCCAAAUCUAGGGACAAUAUCGAUAAAGAGGCCACACUGUUGAUCGGAUUCAUGGAAAUAUAAUAAUGUAGAUAAAGAUAGAUAGAUAAACUGUUUAUUUAUAUAAUGUUAUGUAAAUUAUAAUGUACUAGGAUUGAAUUCCAAAUACAAAAAACCUUGUGUGCGCCAGUAUCACGGUAGGUACCUAUUCCGAAUCUGAAAAAACGUCAUCAGGAAUCCUGAUUCUGAAACCGAACGUAUGCGGCCACGGCCGCGCUCAGAAUGUCAAUGUCAUAACUUCAAAUUAUAAUAACAAUCGCGUCGUCAAAAUAAAUAAACGAUUUUGCGAUUCACGCAGUUUCGGGGUAUUUUUUCAAAAUCCCAAAUAUUUGCACCAAGUGCAAAUAAUUUGUGUUGUUCUAUUUAUUAAGUAAAUAAAUCAAAAGCAAUGCUUAAAGGAGUGGUUAUAUUUGGCUCUGGUGUAUAUACGGGAGUGUAUAUAGCUCAAAAUUAUCAGUUUCCAGGACCUAGACGAAAUCGCUAAAUCUUAAAUAUAUCACGGAAAUCACGAAGAAAAAUCCUUGAUUCAGGAUGUGGUUCAAUUUGCUUGUAAGAAAAAAAUUGAACAAUGUGACAAGGCCUUAGACAAAAAGAAAUGAUAGACAAAGUGGAAGAUCCAAGAGUGCUAAUUGGAAAAGCACAAGCUUUUAUUAAAGAAAAAAUGGAAGGCAAAGGAGGCAAGGACUGUUGAAAACCAUAGGCAUACAAAAUACAAUAUGUAAUUCUGUAAAUACCAUUUAUUAGUUCUAUACAAUGAUAAUUUAAAUAAAGUACACAAAACUGAA
Plodia interpunctella (Indianmeal moth) is the source of this 4708-nucleotide messenger RNA. It is a transcript of the gene Zip71B, whose product is annotated as Zinc/iron regulated transporter-related protein 71B. Lineage: Eukaryota; Metazoa; Arthropoda; Insecta; Lepidoptera; Pyralidae. Bases 287 to 1732 code for a protein of 481 amino acids. The transcript is spliced from 8 exons. Gene Ontology annotation, molecular function: monoatomic cation:bicarbonate symporter activity; zinc ion transmembrane transporter activity. The record is from RefSeq and is a predicted model, not a curated record. Gene Ontology annotation, biological process: intracellular monoatomic cation homeostasis; zinc ion import across plasma membrane. Gene Ontology annotation, cellular component: plasma membrane.